This is a messenger RNA of Aegilops tauschii subsp. strangulata, 447 nucleotides long. The record is from RefSeq and is a predicted model, not a curated record. Lineage: Eukaryota; Viridiplantae; Streptophyta; Magnoliopsida; Poales; Poaceae.
AUGGCGAUGCCGCCUGGCUCCGGCCACCCUCGAGCGUCGCCCCGCGCCGCAGCCGUCGUCAUCUUCAAGCUCGUCGCGCCUUCGCCUCCGCGCCUCUCGCCGGAGCCCCCGCAAGCCGUCCCCGUCGCCGAGUCCCCCGCCGGUCGCCUCUGCCUCGACCCCGCGUCCUCGCCUCCGGCGGCCGUCACCGCUCCGUGCACACCGCUGCCCCGAGCUGCUUCGCCUCCCUCCUCCGACAAGCGCCGCGCCUCCUGUCUCUCCGCGACCCCCGCUGCAGCUCCCUCUCCAGCUCGUCGUCGACCCGCCGUUCGCCUCCAGCCCUCGUCCGCGGCCGCGCCAAGCCACUCUCCAUCGACCUCCGCGACCAGUGCCUCCACUACCUCCCUGUCGCUGCGCCUGCCUCCUCUCGUCGCUGCCGCCUUCCGUUCCUCGUCACCGCGCCAGUAG